GCUUUUACAGGCUGUCGGGCGACGCUGGGUUGUAGACAAGUACGAUAUCGAUGAUCGAUGCACAUGCUAGAACGAUCUUGACUCAGUAGGUUCUAGCACUAGAUUUUUGUCUUGCCCGUUGCACCAGUGUCUAGGUAGUUCUUCUACAGCGAAAGAAGAAAAUGGCCCCGUGCGUCGACAUAAGUAAGACGGCAGUAGACCAGUACCCGUCUGAGGGGGAGGUUCUCACCUUGCUCUUGGUGCGCCGAUGGCUCGACGAACAAAAACUGGACAAGGUAGCUGCGGCGUUCAUGAAAGAAGCGACAAGUAUCGUCCAGGCAAGAUACCUUCCCGGGGCUACUUCUAACGGGGAAGAAUGCGCCGCCCCAGUUCAAGACGACGUGAUCUAUCUGCCGUGGGACCUCGAGCUAAGCGAGGUGUCUAUCGAUGCCGUUAUUGCAGCAACAGCGAAGAAGAGUAGAAAGAAAAAAGUUGCUGCAGAGCCUGCGACAUCAAAUUCUGAUGAAGUACUUCAGUUGAUCUGGAACUUCCUUUCUGCAGAGGCGACUACUGCGAAUAACGCCGACAAUGGCCAGGAACCAUCACAGGGUUCGUCCUUCCCCAUCACGUGCAAAAAGUGGAAGAAACAAAAGCAUGAAGGACUAACUAACCUCCUCGGGGCACAGAUAAGUGGUGCAAAGGUUGAGAAGACAUCUGCUAAAAAUCCUAAAUGCCUGCGAACAUGCGUCGAGGGAUUUUUGGAGCAGUUGGAUGCCGCUUCCGGGGCAGAAACGAAAGUUGCGAAAACUGAGGAGCAGAAGGGCCUAAAAAGGGCUGCUAUCCCGGGGGCUGAAGAGGAGGUCGAAUGGCAACCAAAGCCGGAAUUUGAAUUGCCGAAAAAGAAGAAGAGCAAAGACGAGCCGAAACCGGAUGCAAUAGAGGUACUUGCGCUUUUUUUUGACGCUUCUACUACAAACAUAUAACCACGCAGACUAUAGGAUUAUUCUGUUAAAUAGUGAACGUAUUGCCUCAGCUUUAUUCUGUGACGUGCGCACAUGUACUUGCUCUUCAUGUUCGUACCGCCUACUCAAAGAACAUAUCAUCAUCAUGAAACCAAAACAGUGCCGCGAACAGAACCGAAGACAGGACUGGAAUAAGUGGGCGAAGACGCUGGAGGGCAAAGACGAGCGCUUGCAGAACGGAUUCCAUCGCACGGGGGACUCAUGGGGCGACAAGGCAUUCGCGCAGCUUUCUGUCGUGAAGGGAAAGGCUUUUGUCAAGCAAAUGCAGAAGAACAAGCGGGCCAGUUGGCGAGGAGGAGGUGCGAUUGACGUGAAAGUCAAUAGUUACUUCUUCUCUGAUUCGGACUAACCUUCUUCUGGUGACGCUGAGUCUCUCGGAGAUGAGAAAUUCCUCGUGUCAACAGCCUAUGUGUACACAUUCACUGCAUUAACUACCAACGAUCGUAUAUAGAAAUGGUAGCGCGACUACCAGACCGAAUUACUAUCGCGUGAU
This is a messenger RNA of Amoebophrya sp. A120, 1494 nucleotides long. The record is from the annotation of a GenBank genome assembly. NCBI's taxonomy places the organism in Eukaryota, Dinophyceae, Syndiniales, Amoebophryaceae.